Molecule: messenger RNA, 585 nt
Organism: Rotaria sp. Silwood2
Lineage: Eukaryota; Metazoa; Rotifera; Eurotatoria; Philodinida; Philodinidae
Source: the annotation of a GenBank genome assembly
AUGUUUACAAAAUUAAAUGAUUAUAAUAACGAGGAAGUAUUGAAAAAUCCUUUAUUAAAUUUAUAUUGUAAUGAAAUGUAUUAUAAACACAAAGGAGUCGACAAUAAAAUUUAUGAACGAACUGAUGAAUCUUUAUUAUGUUUUGCAAAAUUACAAAAAGAACUUCCACAACUAUGUGUUUUAUUAAAAAGUGGAAAUAAUGUUGUUAAACGAAUACAAACGAAAAUAAUUAAUGAUGAAGUUUGUUUAUUAGAUAUACUGAAGUUUUUAUCAGUGAAUGCAAAUUAUUUAGUACCUGAAUGGUUAAAAUUAUAUCAAAUAUUAACUACUUUACCUAUUGGAUCUAAUGAAUGCGAAAGAAGUUUCAGUGCAUUAAAACGAAUUAAAACCAAAUUACGAAAUAGUCUCUCAUCCACAGCAUUAGAAACGGCCGUGAAGUUUAGUAUUUUAAAACCGGAUGUUACUGAUAAUGAUUUAGAUGAUAUUGUUCAACAUUUUUGUAUGCAUCCAGGAAGAGCAAAAGCUCGUAAUAUCAAGAUAUACAAGCACGAAGAUAAUGAUGAUGAUGAUGUUAAUGAUAAAUAA